Molecule: messenger RNA, 1656 nt
Organism: Papaver somniferum (opium poppy)
Lineage: Eukaryota; Viridiplantae; Streptophyta; Magnoliopsida; Ranunculales; Papaveraceae
Exons: 8
Coding region: 635-1327 (230 amino acids)
Biological process (GO): GPI anchor biosynthetic process
Cellular component (GO): endoplasmic reticulum membrane
Source: RefSeq, a predicted model, not a curated record
UCUCUUGGAAAGUGAAACUAUUCUGUUGGACGCUAUGGAUAAGCUUUGUUUUUUUAAUAGAUGGGAAUGCUCUUUUGUUCCUAGGAAAUGUAAUAAACCUGCUGAUGUUCUUGCAAAACAUAGCAGAAAUUUUAGAGUUAACAGGGUCUGGUUAGAUAGCCUCCCUGAUUUCAUUCGGUCUCGGAUAUUGUCAGACAAUUCAUUCCACUAUGGUUAAUUAAAUUCUUCAUCUUUGCAUAAAAAAAAAAAUUACUCUAUUUAAUCAGCUGUAUUUUUAAUCAAUAAUUUUAGCAUGCUUUAAGAUUUUGAUAUUGAAGAAAAUCAAAACGAAUGAUGUAUUGAUUGUUUUCCGAUACUAGGGUUUCUCGUCAAUCAUCUUAAUCAAGUGACUAAACUAGAUUAUUUUUUGAUGAUUGCUGCCUUCAAAUGCACAAACUGAAUGUUACUUGUGUUACCAGUCUUCAGGAUUGUGCUCACUGGAGUUCGACUUGGCAGCUUUAGUCUUCUCUCGUUUGGUGCAACUGGAGAGCAAACUUGGGCUAGAUCCAUCCACCCCUUUGGAAAUCACCGAGAUCUCUCAACGAGUACCUAUUCUGAAGUAGAGAGUAACGAGUAGAACACUCGAAGAGUAAAAAUGGAGAAAAAAACAGACACAAAUCAGUCUAUCAGAGGCCGGCAUCCCAACUCCGUUACGGUUUCUGCAUCGUUUUUAUUACACUCAAGCUCUGUUUUGGGAUUAGCAAUUACAUACUGGGUUGCUCAAAUUUUUUUCUCUAUUAAUCUCAUCUCUAAUCCAACUCAAACCCUAAUUCUCUUCUGGGUUGUUCAAAGUCCAAUUUUGAUCUUACUUUACAGUCUCUUACGACAAGAUCCUCAACAAUGCUCUUACUGGAAGGCAGUAGGGCGAGGAAUGAUUGGUCUACCCAUUGGGGCACUGAUAAUGACAUUUUGCGGUGUUAUGUUGGGCGCACCGAUUGGGAUUCAGGAUUUAGGAAAGACAAUUAACUGGGCUCUUCUCAUGUCAUUGUUCACCGUUGUUCCAACUGCUUGUGUUUUUGGGUCAUCAAGUAAAGAUUGGCAGCGUAUAUUUGCACAUGCUGAGCCUGGUGGAGUUAUUGAUUAUAUCAUCUGUAUACCAUCUCAUGCUGCUCUUCUUGGAGCCUGGUUUGGAGCUUGGCCUAUGCCACUUGAUUGGGAGAGGCAAUGGCAGGACUGGCCCGUCUGUGUCAGUUACGGAGCAGUAGCUGGCUAUUUUAUUGGAAUUGUGGUUUCUCUAGGGUUUGCUCUUGUGUUAGGCGAAACAAGAGAACUUGUCAAAGAAGAAUGACCUAAUCGUAGCUUAUUAUAAUCCAAUUAUUACUCUUCCUGUUGAAAUUCAUUUGCGUAAUCCAACUAAUGGGUAUAAUUGAGACACGUUAGGACCUCAAUGUCCGUGGAAAGUAACUUCCAAUUUUGCUGAAAAUGAUACAAGAUCUAUUAGGAAUACUAGUCAUAGUAUGUCUUGGUCUUAGUCAAUAUUAAUGGUCAAGUCAAGUCACAGUUUGGAUGACUUAAGAAUGUAAUAAAUACUCUUAAUUGUGUCUGAAAACACACUGUCUGUGUAUUGAGAAAAACAAAUUUUAAUACAAAACUUUUCUUCUCUUUAGUUUCUAAUAA